AUGGCUGAACCAGAUCCACCACUCCAACUGCCCGAGGCUCCCUUUCCUGCGCCCCCACCCUUCUGGAGACACUUUACCGUCGCAAAUGAAGAGCAGUUGAAGAAAUACGAGUCUCUAGAACCUUCAGAAGGCUACCAAAAAUUGCCUAUACCGCUCGCGUACUUGCGACCUCCACCGCCGCCUCCGAGCGCAGCCGAACACUACACCACCUUCGGCCAGAAACAAGUCAUCGAUCCGACCAAGCCUUCCUCCCUACCCUUAGACCAACUGCUCUUCGACCCCAAUCAGCCAAAACUAGACCAUGCGUUUCUCUUGAAGAAACUUACCAAAUCCCUGCUGCUGAACUUCCUCGAAUUGACCACUCUGCUCUCCCUCGACCCAACACAAUACCAAGACAAGCUGGACGAUUUCAGACAACUCUUCCUCAACGUUCACGUCGUCAUCAACAUGUAUCGCCCGCAUCAAGCGCGAGAGAGUGCAAAGGACCUACUGGAGAGUUGUCUAGAAGACGGCCAGAGAGAGGUUGAAGAGUGCGACAACCUCAAGGCGAGGAUCCAGACCUUCCUCGACGAGGUUGGUCGACUACGCGACGAGAAGCCAGCUUCUAACGGCGACGUCGAGGAUGGAGCUUCCCGCUCGACUCGGGAAUCUAAACACGACAAGAUGGAGCAACAGCGGCGAUUAUGGAAGAUGGUGCAGGACAUGAAGGAUGCGUGA
Molecule: messenger RNA, 717 nt
Organism: Exophiala aquamarina CBS 119918
Lineage: Eukaryota; Fungi; Ascomycota; Eurotiomycetes; Chaetothyriales; Herpotrichiellaceae
Exons: 1
Coding region: 1-717 (238 amino acids)
Biological process (GO): regulation of transcription by RNA polymerase II
Cellular component (GO): core mediator complex; mediator complex
Molecular function (GO): transcription coregulator activity
Source: RefSeq, a predicted model, not a curated record